Polypterus senegalus (gray bichir) is the source of this 1849-nucleotide messenger RNA. RefSeq names its product pyroglutamylated RF-amide peptide receptor-like. Gene Ontology annotation, biological process: G protein-coupled receptor signaling pathway. Gene Ontology annotation, molecular function: peptide binding; neuropeptide Y receptor activity. Gene Ontology annotation, cellular component: membrane. The record is from RefSeq and is a predicted model, not a curated record. The coding region runs from base 61 to 1308 and encodes 415 amino acids. Lineage: Eukaryota; Metazoa; Chordata; Cladistia; Polypteriformes; Polypteridae. The transcript is spliced from 6 exons.
CCAUGAGUUGCUCGCGGCACCUUUCAUCUUCUGAGGGGUAUAAAGUACUGGUUAGCAGAAAUGGACGCGAAAGAAAUGCCUCUGGGUAAAGAAAUGGGGUCCCUAAAAAUAACCCCCGAGAUUCUAAAACAGUUCCUGGAGUUAUUCAAUCUUUCUCGUCAGGACUUUAUAGAAACUUACAAUCUUCAGCCUCUCGUCUACACGCCUGAACUGCCAUACGGAGUAAAAACUACCUUUGUCGUUAUGUAUGUUUUCAUCUUUUUAUUAGCUCUGGUGGGAAACAGCCUAGUAAUCUACUUGGUUGUGAGAAAAAGGACGCAGCGAAACGCGACCAAUGUUUUCAUCUGCUCCUUGGCAGUAAGCGACCUUCUCAUCACCUUCUUCUGCAUCCCCUUUACGUUACUACAAAAUAUCUCUUCGGAGUGGUUGGGGGGUGCCUUUGUAUGCAAGAUGGUCCCGUUUGUACAGAGCACAGCCAUUGUGACUGGCAUUCUAACCAUGACAUGUAUUGCAGUGGAACGCUACCAGGGAAUCGUUUAUCCACUCAAAAUGAAAAGACAGUACACAUCUAAAAGGGCCUUCAAAAUGCUGGGAGCCGUGUGGGCUGUUGCUGUCAUAGUUGGGCUUCCCAUGCUGUACGUACAGCAGCUGGAGGUGAAGUAUGACUUUCUGUAUGACCACCAUCAUGUCUGCUGUCAAGAACGUUGGCAAUCACGAGGCCAUCGUAAGGUUUAUGCGACAUUCAUUUUAGUGGCUCUUUUUCUUCUGCCACUAGCUGCCAUGCUGUUUCUUUACACGAGAAUAGCUUUUGAAUUAUGGAUUCGCAAGCGUGUCGGGGAUUCCUCUGUGCUGAAUGCCAUGAUUCACAGCGAGACCAGCAAAAUCGCAAGAAAGAAGAAACGUGCUGUGAAGAUGAUGGUGAUUGUUGUUCUCCUUUUCACGGUGUGCUGGGCUCCCUUCCACACAGUGCACAUGCUCUUUGAAUACAAUGACCUUGAAAGUGAACACGAUGAAGUGACGGUCAGCAUGAUCCUUGCCAUCGUUCAGGCUAUAGGAUUUUUCAACUCAUUCAACAACCCCAUUGUUUACGCCUUCAUGAAUGAAAACUUCAAGAAGAACUGUGUGGCCACUUUUUCACAUUGCUUAAGAAGGCCAGCACCACACUUACAGAGGCCAACAAACAAGGAAAGGGAAACAUUAAAUAUUCCCGUUUCCAACCAUUCAAGACAAGAUCAUUUCCAUGAUGAUACCCAGACAGAGCUGAUUGAAUUCAAGUUGUCAGAAAAAAACGUGACUGACCCUGUCUAGUGGAAGGAUAGCCGACAGCAUGAAUUGACAUGAUCAGUGCUUCUCGCUUUAGAUGGCACUGGAGCAAAUGAAUCUAUGAGUAACAGGAGAUAAUCAGACCGAGCGCUUAGAAUGGUUACCUAUUCUGUCGUAUAACAUUGUCAUUAUGCAUUGAGUCUGGCAUAGAAUAAAAUGCGCCCUGCACUUAAUUGGCACCCAUUGCCGCUGAAUAGGCUGCAGUUCUGCUGACCUUGUACCGUACUGUAAGUCGGCUAGUGAGCUCCUGUACAGUAAUAGCAUGAACACUGAACUGUGACGCCAUUUGGAGUUCUAGCCACCAAUCAGAGGAAGGCUAAAGAAAAGUGGCCAUCACACUUGGUAAACACAAUCAGUUGGUUUACAAACGUCUCACUUUAUGCUGGCCAGUCGUAAUUAUGUCAUCUAACUGAAAUAUCUGUAACAUAACUGAACAAAUGACCUCUUCGAAUGACGAACAAUGGGCAUUUAAUUUGAAUUAUAGCCUUUAAUGUUCACAAGAUACCUAUUAAACCUUGAGGAUGAA